This is a messenger RNA of Symbiodinium sp. CCMP2592, 624 nucleotides long. NCBI's taxonomy places the organism in Eukaryota, Dinophyceae, Suessiales, Symbiodiniaceae. The record is from the annotation of a GenBank genome assembly.
AUGAGGAGUCCGAAGCUUCAGUGCCGAGCCGACUCGGAGGCUGCGGCACCUGCCUGUGGGACUCUCUAUGGACACAGCGUUCUGGUGCCUUCGGACCAGAGAGGGUCAUCAAUGGACCUACUUUGCCGCAGGAGGAGCUUUGGCACUGAAGUUCGAGAGCUUUCUGCCCUCCUCCUGUCUCUCGAGGAGGCUUUGUUUCUACAGUCAGAGCUGCACGUUCUUGAUGUCCGGACCCAAAGCACGGUCCACACGUCUGACACCUUCUUCCUGAAGUGCUGCGAGCUGGUCAGGGAGUUCCCGAGCCGGUACCUGGCUUACCGCCACUACCGAUUGCAGGGCUGGACGGUAUGCCCAGAUUCUCUCAAGUUUGGCGCAGACUUCCUCCUUUAUGAUGGGCGGCCAGAUGAGGUCCACGCAGACUAUGCGUUGAUCCUGGCCACCGAGUGCCUGCAGUGGAAGGACGUAGUGAUGGCGAGCCGUUUGGCGCAGCUGGUGGCCAAAGAGCUGCUACUGGUCGCUACAAAUCCGUCUUCAACGGCUGAGGCGAAGCUCGCCGAGUUCCUGGCCUCCACCACGCCAGUGCUGGAGUUCGCCACAAGGCCUUGGCGCCGUCAUCUCUCUUAG